Messenger RNA from Plenodomus lingam JN3, 11985 nucleotides. The record is from RefSeq and is a predicted model, not a curated record. Lineage: Eukaryota; Fungi; Ascomycota; Dothideomycetes; Pleosporales; Leptosphaeriaceae.
AUGAGAGCCGGCGCAAUGCGUGCUGGGAAAACACAAGAUCCAACGAUUCGACAACCCCACAGGAUAUCGGUUGUGACCACGGAACAUGGUAGAAGGGCUGGAGAUGUUGAUUUCUGGUGGGUGGGUGGGCGUUUGCCCGUUGAUUCCCUGCUGGCACGCGUUCUGUUCGUGACGAUGCCUUUCCAGCGCCGAUUGCUGCUCAAGGGCGAUGCUGUCGAGGCUAACGCCAGCUCCGAUCAAACCACUACGGACGCCGUUCUAGAUACCCUGCACGUGUCAGAGGACGGCGACCGUGAGUUGAUUGAGCAGAUCCUCAGCUUCACGCGUAUGCUCUUGGAAAACUGCGGCAACCGUAGUCUGUACUCUAGCAGCGAGCGCCUGGAUAAACUUCUCAACACCACCUCGACCUCGCUACUCAAGACAACGCUUCGCCUCGGCCACCGAUUGGCUCAGCGAUAUCAUGCCGCCCGUAUGCGCCUUGCUCCCGCCACUCUACACCUGUCGCUGCUUUCGAGCCACUACAACAUCAACCUGGACAAGGUACAAAAGCUGUCAGCCCCUUUUGCCAAGGGGCCUACAGCGGUCGCGCCACUGUUCGGCACGCCAUCUGCCAAAGGAAAAGACAAGGCAUCCGGAGAGCGAGCGGUUGGCUCUGACCGAAUCAGCGGUUCUGAUCUGGUUGGCAUGUACUCUCUUACAGAUUCUUCCCUCCGGCAGGAGUUUGGUGGCGUGCUCAUCUCCUAUUACGAACCGACCACUCUGUCCGAAGAAGGGACCAAAACCACAACGACCGAGGCCCCUACCACACCCACGCCAGUGCGAAGAACCUCAAGUAUGGGCCCUAACCGGACCCCACGACCCACCCAGCCAGCGCCCACCACCGAUUCGCCCAGUACUCCCGCUUUCACGCCCGGCCAACCCAGCAGUCGAGCCAACGGCCCCAAGACAUAUGAGCUGUCAGCCGAAAAGGUGGCGCAAUCUGACAUUCAUGAGUUGCUUCGGCACGGGCUCGCCAAUCUACCGGAGAGCGUACACUAUGAAUUGCUGCACAAGCUGCGCGUUGCAAAGAUGCUUUCGAGCGGUAAGGCGGGUCGCGAUGAUGCAGUUGCGGUUCGUUUACUCGCCAUCUCCAACAUGGGCUAUGUGCACGGCGACAAGGAGUUUCACGCGAAAUUGGGCCAACAAGACGCAGAUGAGCCACGUCGAUUACAACUCGCAUAUCAGCUUUCUGAAUUAGUCCACCCUCCUGGUAACGGCGAGAACGGCGUUUCACUGGAGCUUCAAACCUUCACCUUGAAUGCGCUGGAAGCUCUUGCGAAACACAAGACCAAAUCCGUCGAGAUUUGUGCGGCCUUGAGCGUCAAUGUUAAUCACGGUGUGCUCUUCUAUGUUGUUCGUAAGCUUGUUGCUGGACUUGGCGUUGAGACUAGCUCUCCAAACGACUUGGAGGAGGACGAAUGGCGCGAGGCUCUGUUCGCUCUUCUGAACACUCUACCCACCUCCCAGGCUCGUACUGGCGAACAGAUGGUUGCGGCAGGUCUUCUAGAGAUACUUGUUGAGGUGCUCAAGUUGCGUACAGAAAAGGCAGAGCGCAAUUACCCCAAGAUCCUCAACUUUCUUGACACCUUCGUGUACAACCUCCGAGAUGCCUUUUCUGCCCUUGUGAGCGCCAAGGGGCUUGAUAUCAUCGCCGAUCUGAUGCAAUAUGAAGUCGACAUCUCGAAGAAGCUGGCUGAAGAAGACAAGGGCAUGCCCAAAGAGUACAAGACACAGCUCACUGACUAUCGAAUCCCAUUCUACCACCAACAAAGUCUCCGCUGGCUGUUCAAGUUUUUGAAUCACAUGAUGUCGCACACUGGCGGCAACUUCGAUCGUCUGAUGCGUAAUCUGAUCGAUUCACCCCAGCUUCUCAGUGGCCUUCGUAUCGUCCUGUCCAACGCAAAGAUCUAUGGUUCAACGGUCUGGAGUAUGGCAGUCACGAUCCUCACAAGCUUUAUCCACAAUGAGCCGACCAGCUACCAGGUCAUUGCUGAAGCUGGUCUCAGCGAGGCUUUCUUGGAGACGGUAGCAGGGGAGCCCGCUUCCGAAGCAACGGCCGCUGAGAUCGAUAGUGAAAACACUACGACACCUACCUCUCGGACAUAUACACCCCGCGCUGAAGGAGCACAGUUGGCAGAAGGCAUCCUACCUGUUGCUGAGGCCAUAUCAACACUGCCACCUGCAUUCGGUGCAAUCUGUUUGGCUGAGGCUGGCAUGAAGCUCUUUCAAUCUUCAACCGCUCUGAAACGCUUCUUCGAAAUUUUCGAGAGCCCUGCGCACAUUAAAGCACUCGACGCCGACACGGAGAUGCCUACUUUGAUCGGAAACUCCUUCGAUGAGUUGGUCCGCCACCAUCCGCCUCUGAAGGCUCGUGUGCUCUCUUGCCUCAGUGAACUGAUUGCACGUGUGGUGCAAUCGUGUGCAGACAAAGCCGAAAAAGAAGGCGUUGGUGCCAAGCUCUGGACUCAGGAUGCUUCUGGGAAGCUUUUUGUUGCUGGUGGUCGCCGUGCACUGGUUGGACCCCAAGCCCAGCAUGUCAUCGGGCGUUCCUCUCAAGCCUCCACGACCGACGUUGAGAUGAAGGACGCAGACGAGCAAGGCAAGACUGAGACAUCCAACGAGCCAGUGGCCAUUGAUCAGAUCACCGAGACGGAGGACAGCGCCAAGGGCCCAACCACUGGACAAUACAUCAGAGUUCUAUGUCGCUUCCUAUCUGGCUUUUUUGCCAACCAUGCCAUGUGCGCUGCCUACAUUGAAGCCAAUGGCGUGGAAUCCAUCCUCGACAUCUCCAGCCUAGCUUGUCUCGAUCCCAAGUCUACUGAGACUCGUAGCAUGAGUGAGGAGUUUGGUCGCGUCGUCCAAGUCUUGGUUGAGCAGAAGCCACAUAUUGCGGUGCCUUCGCUCAUCAAACGAACGCAACAGGCUCUGGAGCGUCUUCAGCCGUUGCUGAAUCACAAUGGGAAGCAAGCUUUCUUUGCGCCGUUCACUGGUACUGGUUCUUCUGACAAUACCGAGGUCUUGGAACAGGGCACCUUCUUCGUCAAGGCAUUGGUCACAGCGCACACACUUGUCGGAGCCAUGACCAUGACCUUCCAGAGCCAGAUGUACAGUACAAGGUCUGCUCAUAACGUAUCCAGUCAAGUGAACCUUGCAGAUAUGUACGCUCGCCUCGUCGACAGCCUUGGAAAGCUUCAUCGCAGCUGUGUCUGGGAGGAACUUCUGCUUCAGCGGUAUAUACCCACUGAGUGGGAGAAAGAGACCAGAGUUAAGAGCUCUGGCUUCGGCAACGACGAAGCCGACAACCUCUUCCAUAUUGGGAACAUUGCUUCAGACUUCCCACCUAGUGGGGAUAACGCCGCCUCUCAUAGUGCUGCGCCUGACCCGGCAACCUCAAUCCAGAACAACGCGCAGUUCAAGAACACGCAGACUCUUCGAAACCUCCUCAGCAAGAUUCCUACGGAAAUCGCACCAUUCUUCCAAUCACUUGGCAAAUUGCUGUUGUUCCGACGCAGUCUCGAAGCCUAUCAGCGACAAUGUGCCACGGUUGUUGCUGAUCAGCUUGCUCAAGCCGUCAUUGACCAGCUCACUUUUGAGAAUCCUAUUGAAGCAGACUCCAUCGAAGAUCGCUACGCAUACUGGAUCGUCAUACUUACCUCGCUGUCUCAGCUCAUGAUUGAUCCUAAUAUGGAUCGGCCCCAGUCGCUGACCUUGUUAUUGGUGUCCUUUAGGAAUCUAGGUGGCUUCAAAGAACUUGGAUUGAUCUUGGACAAGUUUUACGAAUCUGCGCUUGAGAUUACACAGAAGAAGACUGAGGCGACUAGCGAAGAGUCUAAUCAGCGCCUCCUGAAUCUGUCACUGGGUGGCUUGAAGAUCAUUCUCGCCUUCUAUGCCCAAAUCAUCAACUUCAAAGUGAUAGGAGAAUCGCAACAGACUUCGGCAAUGCAGACUCGUCCGGAUCGUGAUAGGGAACGCGCUGAUCAUUUCUCAACCGCGCAAUUCCUCGUGGAGUUGCGAUAUGCCGUCAUCAAGCCUCUGGAGAAGAUUUGGAACUCAGAGCUGAUGGACAAAGCGACCACAUCCAUUGUGAAGACCUCAAUCAACAUACUCAAAUCGGUCCUCGAGUGCGAAGGCGAACACGGUGCCUACAAGAGCAUUGACAAGAUUCCAAAGCGCAAUAAGCCAAUCAUUAAGCCUUGGACGCCGCGCAACGGAGAUUAUACGGCACGCUUGAUCGACCUGGAAUUUCCCGAAUCGCUUGCGGAGGAAGCACUAUAUCGAUGCUGCGACAACUUCAACAUGGCUAGAGAGUAUUGCCUGAAUCAAAGCCGCCCCAACGCUUCAAGAAACCCGAUCCCACAGUACGAGAUUCAAGCGCGCGGACCACCUUCUGCGUCACCAAGUCGUGCCGAGGUGGUUGUGCCUGAGUCUGCAGACAGUGGUAGUAUUACUGCUAGCAGCGAUGCGACACAAGAUGAAGAAGAGUCUGAGAUGCCAGACACGCAAUCUGUCCAGAUGGAGGAUGCGGACGACGCUAUAGGGCAGCCAGAGGUGCCUGCAUCCAGUACCCCAGUUCCUGAAAGCCAACCUGCUCAAGCCACCCCUACCCCACACGAUGCUUUGGCUUAUCAGAAGCGCAUGGGCACUGGAAAUUCUACGGAGCUUGUUGCCUUGGACCAGUUGGAUGAAGAGCGCUCCAAACUUCGCAAGAGCCUUGUCGACCGUUCUCUCGACGUUCUCAACUCCCAUGGAGAUGUGACCUUUGAGCUGGCGGAUCUCAUUUCUGCGGCAGUCAUGAAGUCGCCUGAGUCAAGCUCCAUGCGAGCAGAGAUUGGAGCUACACUUGUUCAGUCCCUCAUCUCGCUACAAAGCGAGGAUGAUUUCCGCUCACAAGGAAAGAAGAUUGCAGCUUCUGCGCAUCUGCUGGCGUUGGUGCUUCAAGACAAGUACUUUUACGAAGUCAUCGUCGAAGAGCUGAAGGAUAAUUUCAGCACCCUCUUGGGUUUCGUGAAAAUCUUUCCCGAUCAAACAACUGAGGAUUCGUCACCCUGGAUUGGACAGGUCUUACUCAUUGUUGAGCGCCUACUAGCAGAAGAUCAACUCCCACCUCAAAUUGAAUGGACCCCGCCUACUGAGGAUACCACCGAAACCCAAACAGUCGACCAGCUGCCAGAACCCAUUGUAGGCGUGGAGGAGAAGAACCAGCUGUUCGAUGCGAUAAUCGAGAUGUUACCAAGGAUCGGCAAGGACGAGUCGCUGGCCCUCUCAGUCACUCGCGUGCUAGUCAUGCUCACUCGCACACGGAAGAUUGCCAUGCGUCUUGCAGAAAAGCGUAACAUUCAGCGUCUCUUCCUCAUGGUGAAGCAACUCGCUGGUGUCACCAAUGAAGGCCUUCGAAGUGCUUUCAUGAUUGUGCUUCGCCACAUGAUUGAGGAUGAAGCAAUGAUACGACAGAUCAUGCGCACAGAAAUCCAACAGAUGUUUGAGACUAGAGAUCGCAGACAGACUGAUACUACCGGCUACACUCGGCAAAUGUUUGCGCUUGCUAUUCGCGCGCCUGAGAUCUUCGUCGAAGUCACAAAUGAGAAGCUCCAACUAGCUCGAUUCGACCCAAACCAGCGACCUCAGACUCUGAUCCUCAAGAAGAUUGAUUCACCUGUUGAGGAGUCUUUCGACACCGGCGUGCCCUCUGAGAUUACCGCCGAGAAGGACCAACCCAAGGAGUCGAGUGAAGUCCCAAAACAGCCCUCGCUUGGUCGCACCAAAACCUCCGAUCUCAAGGUGCCAGUCAUGGAGAAUCCUGACGGUAUCAUUCAUUAUCUGUUAUGUGAGCUGCUAGCCUACAAGGAUGUUGACGACAAGGUGGAGUCACCAAAGACUGAAGCGACUACGCCGUCCGUCACACCUGUCGCUCCAGCAGAGGUCCGGAGUAGCUCACAGUCCACGCCUGAGUCAACCCCUCCACCUGCAACUGCGCCUGCAGAGCCAAGCAAAUACGACAAAGCCACUUUCAAGGCCGACGCGCAUCCGAUUUAUAUUUAUCGCUGCUUCAUUCUAAAGUGUCUCGCGGAGCUGUUGCAGAGCUACAAUCGCACCAAGAUUGAGUUCAUCAACUUUUCAAGAAAGGCCGAUCCUUACACAGUCACGCCGUCGAAGCCUCGUUCUGGUGUACUCAACUACAUGCUUAACAACCUAGUACCGAUUGGAACUCUGAAUCAUGAAGGCGAUCUCAACUUCAAGAAGAAGGUGGCGACAUCCAAUUGCGCAAUCGACGUCAUCGUCUCUCUUUGUAACAAGACCGGCGAAUACACUAUUCCCAAGACUGAUUCAACUCAGUCGCCCUACAUCGAGUCAGAGACCGAUUUGUUAUUUGUACGCAAGUUUGUGCUUGAGCAUGCGCUGAAGGCGUUCAAGGAUGCGAGUGCCUCAGACGAGCCUCUGGAUCUGAAGUACUCAAGGCUACUCAAUAUUGCCGACAUUUUCUCCAGAAUGGUCUCGCAGCGUCCGAAUGGCGAGCUACUUACCCAAAACGCCGACUUGACCCCUAAUCUGAAGCAAAUGGCCAAGAUCAUGUAUGAGAAGAAUUUCAUCACGAUCCUGACCACAGCCAUUUCGGACAUUGACCUCAACUUCCCGAAUGCGAAGCGUGUUGUCAAGUACAUCUUGAAGCCUCUUAAGUGGUUGUGCUAUGUUGCCAUGGACUUGAGCAUGCACUACGAUACUUCUUCUGCCCCGGAUUCAGCGGAUGAAUAUGAGAUCUCAGUAGCAUCUGAUGAUGAUCUCAUUGACAACACUCGUGAAGAUACGCCGGAUCUAUUUCGAAAUUCGACCCUUGGCAUGUUCGAGCCGCCUCAUGACUCUGAGUCUGACGAAGACUCUGAAGAUGAGGAUGGUGAAGAAAUCAUGUUUGACGACCCUUAUGCGGACGAAAUGGAAUACGACGAAGCCGACAUUGGCGACGACGACGUCAUCUCUGAUGACGAAGAAAUCCUAGAGAUGGACAUUGACGGCAUGGGCCAGAUUGAAGGCUUGCCUGGCGAUGUCGAUGUCGAGAUCGAAAUAGACGCUGGCGGCGAAGGUAUGGGGUCUGAUGAUGAUUCCGAGGAGGACGAAGAUGAAGAUGAGGAAGAGGAUGAUGACGAUGACAUGGAUGAAGACGACGAUGACGAGGAUGAUGAUGACGAGGAGGAAGAAAUCGACGAAGAUGAUGCUAUAGAGGCUUUGGAAGCCCUCGAGGAGGUUACUGGUGACGACGAAGGCGGUAGCCUAGCCGAAGACCACGAAGAUGACUGGAGCGACGAUCAAAACGACAUCCAGGGUGUCAUGAACGGUGAUGCAAACAUGCCAUCUGGCCCCAUGGGCUUCGUUGUCGAUGGGUCACAACUUCUUGAACACAUGCGCCAGGGCGCGGAUAUGGAGGGCUACAUGGAUGAUGAGAUGGCGGAGGAUGGUAAGCAUUUUCUACUUUUCUUCACGGCACUCCUUUUCUUGCUUUCAUCAUGGCGCUGCUUCUUUCUACUUGAGUUCGCAGGGUCGCAUCUAUUCAGUUUUGGCGCAACAUUUGCUAACCCUUCAGAUGAAGAAGAAGAGGAAGAAGAAUAUGACGAAGACAUUCACUACGAUCCAGGUAUGGAAGAUGAUGAGGAUGCCAUGCAAGAUCUUGGAUGGAGCGGGGGCUGGGAUGAAGGGCCAGCAGCUCCCACUAUUCGCCACACUCAUCGUCUCAGCCCAUGGAUGUUCCCCGCCGGUCCCGGUGACCGAAUCCUUGUACCCGCAUACCGAUCACAUCGUCCUGGUGCUGGACCCCGAGUUGCCGAUGACGGAAUCAAUCCGUUACUUCAGCGAGGCGGCCGUGCGACAGGUCGCGAUAUUCCUAUCCGGAACGAAGGUAUGAGCGACUGGGUUCAUGCCAUAGAAGGCCGCGGCCCUCGACUCUUCAACUCUGGCGACAGCCCUGUCUCCUUCAUCAGUAAUUUGUUGAAUGCUAUGAGCUCAGGUACUGGCUCUGUACUACACCAACAUGGAGGUGCUCUGCACCUCUUCAGUAAUACCAUGGGUCUACCGCCACCAUUUGACUCUGGCUUCCGCCGCGAGAUGGUGCGUGCUCGUGAGUCGCACCUGUCACGCUCGGCUCGGGAGGAUCCUCACUCGGCUGUGGCCUUUGUGAAGGCAUAUACUAGCCAGCGCUGGCAAGAGGAAGCUAGGAUACUGUACGGACCAAGUGCAAUCGAGAAGAGUCAACGAGUUAUCAAUUCAAUCUUGAAGGUCAUGGUGCCUCCGGCGAUAGAGGCUGCCAAGAAGCGACAAGAAGAGCGAGAGGCCGAAGCGGCUCGUAAGCUCAAGGAAGAACAAGAGAGACAAGAACAGAAGGAGCGCGAGGAGCGCGAAGCCCGCGAGAAAGAAGCCAAAGAGCGACAAGAACGUGAAGCCGCUGAGGCUGCUACUCGAGCCCAAGAGCAGACUACAGAAACCGAAGGUGGCGUUGAACAGCCCGCCACAUCGGGUGAUCAAGCAAUGGGAGGCAUUGAAGCAGCCGAGCCUUCUGCUGUGCCUGCUGAAACCGAGUCUGCCCCAGCGCAACCUCCGGCUCCCAGAGUUGUGACUAUCAUACGAGGUCGUGAAUAUGAUAUCACGGAGUUGGGAAUAGACGCAGAGUAUCUGGAUGCUCUUCCUGAGGAGAUGCGUGAGGAGGUUCUCAUGCAGCAGGUCUCCGAGCGCCGGCAGGAGCAACGCGCGGCACAACGCGCGACAGCACGACAACUUGAGUCACAAGCACAAUCACAGGCCCCUGAUGCCCCACCCGCCAAUGAACCUGGGGAGCAGCCGACAGAUAUCAACGAAGAGUUUUUGGCUGCUCUACCGCCAGAGAUUCGUGCAGAGUUGCUCGCACAAGAAGCUCAGGAGCGUCGGCGUCGUGAACGCGAGGAGAAUCGUCGCCGCAACCAAGGCGCUGCUGUGGCACCUCAGGGAGAAGAUAUGGAUGCUGCAAGUUUCCUGGCGUCUUUGGACCCCAACCUCCGCGCAGCUGUGCUCAUGGACACCGACGAGGACACGUUACGACAGCUUCCUCCGGAGAUCUCUGCAGAAGCCCGAGCUUAUGGAGGUGAUCGCCGCCUCAAUCAAUUUGGAGACAUCAAUUACCGACGUGACGGUCGCCGAACACAACAUGACGACCCCACGCAGAAGAAGAAGGCUCGUCCUUGCGUGCAAAUGCUCGACAAAGCAGGUGUCGCUACACUGUUGAGGCUCAUGUUCAUCCCUCAGCAGGGCAGCGCCAAGUCUAGCCUCAGUUCUAUUCUACGAUAUGUUUGCGAGAACCGACAGAACCGCGCAGAGGUCAUCAGCAUACUGCUGUCUAUCCUUCAAGAUGGCAGUGCCGAUGUAAAUGCAGUUGAGCGAAGCUUUGCCCAACUUUCAAUUCGUGCGAAGCAACCACAACAGCCUGCGGACAAGACUCCCAAGCCGUCACGAAAGAAUGGUGCUCUGUCGAUCAAUGCCGAUGUCUCUCCACUUAUGGUCGUUCAACAAUGUCUGAAUACCCUGACCCAAUUGACUGAGAAGAAUCCAGCUGUCUGGUCAUUUUUCCUCACCGAGCAUGAGACUGGCGUCGGCCUCAAGGGUCGCGCCAAUCGCAAGGGCAAAGCAAAAGAGAGCAAGGCAAAUAAGUAUCCGAUAAACGCUCUUCUCACGUUACUGGACCGUAAGCUCAUUGUUGAGAGCUCAACUAUCAUGGAGCAGCUCACUACAUUGCUCCGUGUUAUCACAGCACCUUUACAGGCACUGAAGAAGGAAAAGGAAAAGGCGGCAGAGGACGCUAAGAAGGCAGAGGAGACCAACAACGAUGGCCAGGCUGCCGAAAACCGGACCGUCCCGGGUGGACAAUCAGAGACCCGCACCAGCGAUCAAGAUACGGAGAUGACAAGCGUAUCCGAAGCACCGGCUGAGCCCAGUGCUAGUACUACCGAAGGCGAAGGAAGUGCGGCUAAACCUAGCGAAACAAAGGCCGAAGAGGAGAAGGCCAAGAGGCACCGCGCAUUGGCUCCUCCCGAUGUUCCAGAAGCUAACCUCAGGCUCGUGGCUAAGAUUUUGGCUGCUCGUGAAUGUAAUAGCAAGGUUUUCCAGGAGACGCUCUCUGUCAUCAGCAACUUAUCUCCCAUCCCAGGUGCAAAGGAGAUCUUUGGUCAGGAAUUGCUUGGUAUUGCCAAAGAGCUCGCUAGAUCAACCCUACAAGAUCUUGCGAGCCUCACCGCACAGGUGUCCAACGCAGAGUCGCCUACAGAUGUUCAAGGCAUUGCACUUGCCAAAUUCUCACCAGCAAGCUCCGACCAAACAAAGCUCUUACGGGCACUUACUGCGCUCGACUACCUCUUCGAUCCGUCUCGCGACAUUAAAGAUAAGCCAGAGACUGCGGCCGAGGCUUUGGAGCCAGCCCAAAAGGCGGACAUUCUGUUGACUCUCUACGAAGACGCAGCCUUUGCACCACUGUGGAACAAGCUCAGCGAAUGCCUUACAGUCAUCCGGCAACGUGGUAACAUGCUCAACAUUGCUACGACCUUGCUCCCACUCAUCGAGUCACUCAUGGUCGUCUGCAAAAACACCACACUCAAGGAGCCGCCUCUGUCCAAGCUUGUCUCCAAGGAGUUUGCACUCUCGAGCCCGCCACCUGAGAGCAAGAUGGAGAAUUUGUUCUUCCAAUUCACCGAAGACCAUCGUAAGAUCCUAAACGACCUUGUCCGCCAGAAUCCAAAGCUUAUGAGCGGUACCUUCUCUCUAUUGGUCAAGAAUUCCAAGGUUCUAGAGUUUGAUAACAAGCGCAACUACUUCAAUCGCAAGCUUCACUCUCGCGGGAGCGAUCGUCAACCACACCCACCACUCCAACUCUCAGUCCGUCGUGAUCAAGUUUUCUUGGACUCGUUUAAGUCGCUGUACUUCAAGUCGGCAGAUGAGAUGAAGUACGGAAAGCUCAGCAUUCGCUUCCAUGGCGAAGAGGGUGUCGAUGCCGGUGGAGUGACCCGCGAAUGGUUCCAGGUGAUCUCUCGCCAGAUGUUCAAUGCCGACUACGCUCUGUUUGUACCAGUCGCCUCCGAUCGCACGACAUUCCACCCCAACCGUCUCAGUUCUAUCAAUCCCGAGCACUUGAUGUUCUUCAAAUUUAUUGGACGCAUCAUCGGCAAAGCACUGUACGAAGGUCGUGUCCUGGACUGUCAUUUCAGUCGUGCAGUUUACAAGCAGAUAAUGGGCAAGCAAGUCAAUCUCAAGGACAUGGAGACGCUCGAUCUGGAAUACUACAAGUCGUUGGAGUGGAUGCUACACAACGACAUUACCGACAUCAUCACCGAAACCUUCUCCGUCGAAGUCGAAGCCUUUGGCGAGAUGCAAGUCGUCGACCUGAUCGAAAAUGGUCGCAAUAUCCCGGUGACCGAAGACAACAAGCAAGAGUACAUCCGUCUUAUCACUGAGCAUCGCCUCACGGGAGCCGUCCAAGAACAGCUCGAGCAUUUCCUCAAAGGCUUCCAUGACAUCGUCCCAGCAGAACUAGUCUCCAUCUUCAGUGAACAGGAGCUCGAGCUGCUCAUCUCAGGUCUGCCGGACAUCAACGUCGAUGACUGGAAGAACAACACAGAAUACCACAACUACACCGCUGCUUCGCCGCAGAUUCAGUGGUUCUGGCGCGCCAUUCGCACGUUUGAAAAAGAAGAGCAGGCCAAGCUUUUGCAGUUCAUCACCGGAACGAGCAAGGUGCCGCUCAAUGGCUUCAAGGAACUUGAGGGUAUGAAUGGAUUCAGCAAGUUCAAUAUCCAUCGUGAUUAUGGAAGCAAGGAUCGUUUGCCGAGUAGUCAUACUUGCUUUAACCAGCUCGAUCUCCCAGAGUACGAAACGUAUGAGGAUCUCCGCAAGGCGCUGUAUACGGCCAUGACGGCUGGUGGCGAGUACUUUGGAUUCGCUUAG